GCGUUCCUUCGCCGUCUGUGCUUCUCUUUUUUGUUUUUGUUGCGUCAUAAGCUAGCUAGAACCUAACUGAAGGUGGGGGGAAGGAAAAAGAGGAACACAAUUAGCGGUUAGCAUGUUGCUGCUUCCUGUUUCGCAUCAGAAGACAAGCCGAAGCGGACGGCAGAAGCAUGAAGAAGUUCCUCGCCAUCAUUGUCAUCAUCGUCAUCGCCAUCAAUGGCGUGGUACCGGCUGUGCCGCCGACGUCCCCGCCUCUGAUCCCGGACCACCCGUUUGUGGCCGUAUGGAACGCCCCCACGGAGCAGUGCCAGCAGCUCCACAUCCCGCUGGACACGUCCGCUUUCCAGGCGGUCACCACGCCCACCCCCGUUCCCGGUCAGUUCCUGACCAUUUUCUACGAGCGCCGCUUGGGCCUGUACCCCAAAAUCGACGGUCCCCGGCGUAAACGCCAAGCGGGAGGCGUCCCCCAGAACGGCAACCUGACGGCGCAUCUACUGCGAGCUCGCGGUCAAAUCGAUCACAUCAUCGCCGAGGAUGAUUCCCCUGGUCUCGCAGUCAUCGACUGGGAAUCCUGGCGCCCCUUAUGGGACCAGAAUUGGGGGUCCAAGCGUAUUUACCAGAAGCUCUCCCUCGCUAACGCCCUCCAAAUGACCCCAUUUUUACCCAUGAAGAAAGUCUCCCAGGAGGCCGUGAAUCAAUUCCAGCAGGCUAGCCGCCGUUUCAUGGAGCGAACCAUCAACCUGGGGGUGGGCGAGCGACCGAGCCGCCGCUGGGGCUUCUACUUGUUCCCCAACUGCGACAACUACAAUUGGAAGAAGCCCAACUACACCGGAAAGUGUUCCGGAAAAUCCCGGAAACAAAACAACCAGCUGAUGUGGCUCUGGGAGCGCAGCACCGCCCUUUUCCCGUCUAUUUACCUCCACCCGGCACUCAGGGACUCGCCCCGGGCGGCACUGUACGCCCGUUACCGAAUUCGGGAGGCGUUGAGGGUGGCGGCGCUGCCUAAGCGCCCGUACACGGUGCCCACCUACGUGUACUCAAGACCGCUGUAUCGGGGCCAGACCGCCAUGUUUGAGAGCCCGACGGACCUGGUGAGCACGCUCGGGGAGUCGGCUGCCCUGGGGGCGGCCGGGGUGGUCAUGUGGGGCGGAAGCAAAGACUACAACAACAAGGGGUCCUGUCAGGCGCUGUCCGACUACCUGCGAUCCACGCUCAGCCCGUACGUCGCCAACGUGACGGCGGCCGCCAUGCUCUGCAGCCAGGCCUUGUGCCAGGGGCGGGGCCGCUGCAUCCGGCGGAGCUUCAACUCCUCCCACUACCUCCACCUGGACCCCGCCCACUUCAGCAUCAUGCGUUCCGACGGGAAGUACGUGGCGGUGGGGCUCCCGUCCGACGACAACCUCCGAGGCUGGGCUCGAAACUUUGCGUGUCAGUGCUACGCCGGGCGCCCCUGCGGGGUCCACCUCACCCCUCCCCGCGGCAUCCGGGUCAUCAGGGUGUGAGGAGCGCCCCCCCCCGGCCUCCAAUCCAUCAUGAAAAAAAUGCUUUCAUCAUCAUCAUAAAAAUCAAGCUUUUUCCAUUUUUC
Doryrhamphus excisus (bluestripe pipefish) is the source of this 1582-nucleotide messenger RNA. Lineage: Eukaryota; Metazoa; Chordata; Actinopteri; Syngnathiformes; Syngnathidae. The record is from RefSeq and is a predicted model, not a curated record.